AUGAAUUUACCGAAAGUAUUUCGGCACGCCAAAAUACUUUCGGUAGGAAACCUUAGGCCUGUAUUUAAACAAUCCCCUAUAUUGCUUCUGAUUCAACCAUUACAUAACGAAACACACUUCCGGAGUACGUUCAGCUGGAAUAAACAUCCACUUUCGACUUAUUCCCAAUCUUUGUACAGUUUAAAAUCAAAGUCGCACGCAGCAAAUCUCAGCUUAAAUUCGUCGGAGGGCUCUGAUAGUGGAUCGAAAAAUAACGGCCAACAGGGAGAAAGUGGCGAUGGUGGUGGUAAUCAAAAUAAUUCGAACAGUAAUAACAAUGCGGAUAAUCCUGGAAAUGGAAAUAAAGGUGAUGGGUCGGGAAAAGGCGGUGAUGGGUCAGGAAAAGGUGGUGAUGGGUCAGGAGACAACACUUCUCGAUCACCGUUUGAGAAUAUUCAUAGAACUUUGCACAUUUUGGAAACAACUUUGCAAAGACCUUCUAUACCAGAAGUAUAUCCGCAAGUUUUGGCACUUCCUAUUGCUCGGCGACCUCUUUUCCCUGGAUUUUACAAAGCUGUCGUGAUUAAAGAUCCACAUGUCACAGCCGCUGUAAAGGAGUUAAUGAAGCGUGGGCAACCUUAUGUUGGCGCAUUUCUACUUAAAGAUGAAGAAUUAGAUGUAGAUACGAUUACAGAUAUUGCACAAGUGUAUAAAGUUGGUGUAUUUUCCCAAAUUACGAGUGUUUUUCCAGCUAACGGUGGUCAUGAUGAAAAUUCAUUGACUGCUGUCUUGUAUCCUCAUCGACGCAUUCGUAUCAAUGAACUAUUACCACCUUUACCAGCCAGUGUUUCUGAAGCUGAAAUAAUUUCACAGCCAGUACAGCAAGCUUCUGAAACGAGCGCUAAUAAAGAACCCGAACCACAAUACGCUACAUCUUUUCUUGAAGAUUACAAUGUCUCGCUAGCAAACGUUGAAAAUCUCAAUGAUGAACAGUAUAAUAGAAAAAAUCAAGUAAUUCGAGCAAUAACGUCAGAAAUUGUAGCAGUUUUCAAAGAUAUAGCAACAUUGAAUCCACUUUUCCGUGAUCAAAUUGCAAAUUUUUCCAUGUCUCAAGCUGCUGGUAAUGUUUUUGAAGAACCUGCAAAACUUGCUGAUUUUGCAGCUGCUGUUUCAACGGGAGAACCAAACGAAUUACAAGAAGUCUUAGAAAGUUUGGUUAUUGAAGAGCGUUUACAAAAAGCUUUACUUGUUCUAAAAAAAGAACUAGUCAAUGCCCAAUUACAAAGCAAAAUUAGCAAAGAAGUUGAAUCUAAAAUUGCAAAGCGCCAAAGAGAAUACUAUUUAAUGGAACAAUUGAAAGGAAUCAAAAAAGAAUUAGGAAUUGAAUCAGAUGGCAAGGAUAAACUCAUUGAAAAGUUCAAAGAAAAGGCAGAUAAACUCGCUAUGCCUGAUAAUGUUAAGAAAGUUUUCGAUGAGGUAAAUUCAAUUUAUCUUGUACAAAAUUUGUAUGUGACAUAG
Messenger RNA from Ambispora leptoticha, 1497 nucleotides. NCBI's taxonomy places the organism in Eukaryota, Fungi, Glomeromycota, Glomeromycetes, Archaeosporales, Ambisporaceae. The record is from the annotation of a GenBank genome assembly.